Serinus canaria (Common canary) is the source of this 3067-nucleotide messenger RNA. RefSeq names its product cullin 1 (gene CUL1). The record is from RefSeq and is a predicted model, not a curated record. Gene Ontology annotation, cellular component: SCF ubiquitin ligase complex. NCBI's taxonomy places the organism in Eukaryota, Metazoa, Chordata, Aves, Passeriformes, Fringillidae. The transcript is spliced from 22 exons. Gene Ontology annotation, molecular function: ubiquitin protein ligase binding. Gene Ontology annotation, biological process: protein ubiquitination; SCF-dependent proteasomal ubiquitin-dependent protein catabolic process. The coding region runs from base 278 to 2608 and encodes 776 amino acids.
CGGCGCCUCCGCGAUCCCCGGGCCGCGCCGGGGGGAGGCGGCGGCGGCGGCGGCGGAUCCGGGCCCGGCGGAGGCGGAAGGGGCGGGCGGACGUGGCCCUGACUCUGCGGGACGCGCGAUGCUGGUUAUCCUCCUGGGAAACAUCACUUUUUGUGUGUAAAGAAUAUCUUGCUGAGUUGCUGCAACUGAGUUUAGAAUGUUACUUGACUUGUGAUUCUGAUGGAGGAAUAACAAGAGCUCAGGCUGCUGCACUGGAAGACUUUACAGGAAAUACAAAAUGUCAUCGAAUAGGAGUCAGAACCCGCAUGGACUUAAACAGAUUGGUCUUGACCAGAUAUGGGAUGACCUAAGAGCUGGAAUUCAACAGGUUUACACCAGACAAAGUAUGGCGAAAUCCAGAUACAUGGAACUCUACACUCAUGUUUAUAACUACUGUACCAGUGUACACCAGUCUAAUCAAGCACGGGGAGCUGGAGUACCUCCUUCUAAAUCGAAAAAGGGCCAGACACCUGGAGGUGCUCAGUUUGUUGGCUUGGAAUUGUACAAACGGCUAAAAGAAUUUCUGAAGAACUACUUGACUAAUCUCCUUAAGGAUGGUGAAGAUUUGAUGGAUGAGAGUGUGCUGAAAUUCUACACUCAACAGUGGGAAGAUUAUAGGUUUUCAAGCAAGGUAUUGAAUGGGAUAUGUGCCUACCUCAAUCGACAUUGGGUUCGUCGUGAGUGCGAUGAAGGUCGUAAAGGAAUAUAUGAAAUUUAUUCACUUGCCUUGGUGACCUGGCGAGACUGCUUAUUCAGGCCAUUAAAUAAGCAGGUAACAAAUGCAGUGUUGAAAUUGAUUGAAAAGGAAAGAAAUGGUGAAACUAUCAAUACAAGGCUGAUCAGUGGAGUUGUACAAUCCUAUGUGGAGCUGGGGCUGAAUGAAGAUGAUGCAUUUGCAAAAGGACCUACACUAACUGUCUAUAAAGAAUCCUUUGAAUCUCAGUUUCUUGCUGACACAGAGAGAUUUUAUACACGAGAAAGUACUGAAUUCUUGCAACAGAACCCCGUCACAGAGUACAUGAAGAAGGCCGAAGCUCGCCUUCUUGAGGAGCAGCGUAGAGUUCAGGUAUAUCUCCAUGAGAGCACACAAGAUGAGUUAGCACGAAAGUGUGAGCAAGUACUUAUCGAAAAACAUCUGGAGAUAUUUCAUACAGAGUUUCAGAAUUUGUUGGAUGCUGACAAAAAUGAAGACUUGGGUCGCAUGUAUAACCUUGUAUCUCGAAUCCAGGAUGGCCUUGGAGAGCUGAAAAAACUUUUGGAAACUCACAUUCAUAAUCAGGGUCUAGCUGCAAUUGAGAAAUGUGGAGAAGCUGCACUAAAUGAUCCAAAAAUGUAUGUACAGACAGUGUUGGAUGUCCAUAAGAAGUACAACGCUUUAGUCAUGUCUGCAUUCAACAAUGAUGCUGGCUUUGUGGCUGCACUAGACAAAGCUUGUGGUCGAUUCAUAAAUAAUAAUGCAGUAACAAAAAUGGCUCAAUCAUCCAGUAAAUCCCCAGAGCUACUGGCACGAUACUGUGACUCUUUACUAAAGAAAAGCUCAAAGAAUCCAGAAGAAGCCGAAUUGGAAGAUACACUCAAUCAAGUGAUGGUUGUCUUCAAGUACAUUGAGGAUAAAGAUGUGUUUCAAAAAUUCUAUGCUAAAAUGCUGGCAAAGAGACUUGUGCAUCAAAACAGUGCUAGUGAUGAUGCUGAGGCAAGCAUGAUCUCCAAACUAAAACAAGCUUGUGGUUUUGAGUAUACCUCCAAGCUGCAGCGGAUGUUCCAAGAUAUUGGUGUAAGCAAGGAUUUGAAUGAGCAAUUUAAAAAGCACCUGACCAAUUCAGAACCAUUAGAUUUGGAUUUCAGCAUCCAGGUGCUGAGUUCUGGAUCGUGGCCGUUCCAGCAGUCCUGCACGUUUGCUCUGCCAUCUGAGUUAGAACGGAGCUAUCAGAGAUUUACUGCAUUUUAUGCCAGUCGUCACAGUGGAAGAAAAUUAACAUGGUUGUAUCAGCUGUCCAAAGGGGAAUUGGUUACCAACUGUUUCAAAAAUAGAUACACAUUACAGGCAUCCACAUUCCAGAUGGCGAUUUUACUGCAGUACAACACAGAAGAUGCCUACACCGUGCAGCAGCUGACAGACAGUACUCAAAUAAAAAUGGAUAUCUUGGCACAAGUUCUACAGAUACUGUUGAAAUCAAAAUUGCUUGUUUUGGAAGAUGAAAAUGCAAAUGUUGAUGAAGUGGAGUUAAAACCAGAUACUUUAAUAAAACUGUAUCUUGGUUACAAAAACAAAAAAUUAAGAGUAAACAUCAAUGUGCCAAUGAAGACUGAACAGAAGCAGGAGCAAGAAACUACACACAAAAAUAUAGAGGAAGACAGGAAACUACUGAUUCAGGCUGCUAUUGUGAGAAUCAUGAAAAUGAGGAAGGUUCUAAAACACCAGCAACUGCUUGGAGAAGUGCUAACACAGCUGUCCUCAAGGUUCAAGCCACGAGUUCCUGUAAUUAAGAAAUGCAUCGACAUCCUCAUUGAGAAGGAGUACUUGGAACGUGUAGAUGGUGAGAAGGACACCUACAGUUACUUGGCUUAGCAUUUUUAUUAGCAAUUACCUGACUGUGACACUCGGCAAGUAGGUAUGUGAUGGAAAGAAUGAAAGCGACAGAACUUCAUAGCAGCCACCCUGCUGCCAUUUGGACCUCCCUUUUUAAUGACUGAGACCAGGACUCCAUCAGCCAGUCUCAGAUUUACAUCAGAACUGCUCAGGAUUGAUACAUUUCAAGUAUGUAAAUAUGGACACCAAUGCCAUUUAACCUAAUUUAAGAACAGAAAGGAAUCAGACCCUUCUCGUUUAAGGGUUGCAUGCUACUGCAUUUAAAUCAAUACAUUGGCUAUAUGAUAAACAGCUGCCAUCACAGGCAGCACUUAUACAUGUUGGCAGCACUUGGAGAGCGAGUCUGAAUGGACCCAUGUGUAAUCUGCUAUGAAAAACCAUUUGUAUAGUGUGUUUCAUUUUUUAAUGUGUGAUAAAUAAUAAAAAAAAUUUAAAAGA